This is a messenger RNA of Microbotryum saponariae, 2213 nucleotides long. NCBI's taxonomy places the organism in Eukaryota, Fungi, Basidiomycota, Microbotryomycetes, Microbotryales, Microbotryaceae. The record is from the annotation of a GenBank genome assembly.
AUGUUCCCUCUCACCCGACGCCUCUUCGGACCCUGCCCCGACCUCGAUACAUGUCAACUCCGACCGUGUUUGUUCGACCAUACCCCCACCGCGAACGAACAUCCUCGCUCACUGCCCACAACCACGGCCACGACCACGACCAUCACGACCAAGUCCACGACCCAGCUCCCACUCAAGUCCGCACUCAAAAAGAGACCUAAUCCUACUGAGGAAACCGAACGGGAACUUGGGUCAAAGCACCCCAAGACGAUCCUCACCACCACCACCACGACCACCUCAACGAGGCCCAAGACGGCGACCUCCACGAGCAACAGCAGUCAAGCCAAUGCUGUAGCUUCAACUAGUCGAUCAACUUUGGCACCAUCGAAGAAGCAACAACAGACCACUCCAUCGAUACCUGUGGGCACAAUUCCCCCUCGCCUCAGCUGCUCGAGCGCAGUCGUCGCUGACCAGCGCUGACCGUCCCGUCUCCCCCCCCCCCCACUUUGUCGGGCAGACCACCUCGACUGGUGCACCCCCUCGCAUCACCCCGAGUCCAGGGAUACCUCAUACCCCUGUCCCUAUACGACAAAAGCUCCUCCACACCCUGUUCGAACAGUAUGGACUCUUCAUCAACUUGGCCACCAAGCGAACCCGAACCCGAACCCGAACUCAAAACUGACUCCGAGAGACCCCCCCUCUCUACAGAUUCCUCCUCAACUACCAAUCCCUCCCCUCCGCCGACCUCGCCGCGUCCCUCGCUUCGAAACACGCCAAAGAACAAGAGCAAACCCUCUACUCCAAAUCGACCAAGCUCACCUACCGCAACGCCGUCAUUUCCGCUUUGGCGCGACUCAAGAAACGUCCCUCCCCCGCGAGCGAAGCCGAAACGGGCACCUUGGAGGAUGAUCUGGCGCGACAAAAGAAGAGGGAGGAGGAAUACAGAGGACGACUGACGACGGAUCGCGUGCAGAAGUUCAUCCAUGACGUCGAGACGUUGCGAAAAUUCGAUUACGUCGUUGAAGUUCCGGAGGGGGCAGGAGGGGAUCGACUGACGGAAGAAGGCAAUUUGAGGACGUGCGAUCGGUGUGGAAAGGAAUUCAAAGUCUCGGCCGAGUUGACAGAGGUCAGUCCCAGGGAAUGCGACAAUACCUCGUCGAGGUCGGGAAGCGCUGACUUAUCCCCACUCGUCUGACAGGCAGAGAGGACCGCUUGCUCGUACCAUUUUGGCAAGAUGAUCACGGAGAAGCACAGAGGUUCGUCCGGAUCGCGACACAGACUUGCCUACCCGCGCCUUCUGAGCAGUCUCUUUGUCUUCCUCGCAGGUAUCAAACAGCGGGUAUGGUCAUGUUGUCCAACCGUAGGGGCUGUGACGUGUUCCCAGGGGCCUCAUAUCUUCAGGGUCAGUUUCUUGGUAUGUUCCAGAAACCCUGUAGUCCUCGGGGCACUGAACAUGAUCAGCUUGGAGCUCUCAGGACUCGGCCAUCGACGUCCUCCAUUCCCGCGUUGGGUUCCUCGAAACCUCCUCCUUCGAAAGCACCACUCGAUCCUGUCCUGCACUCGACAUUGUCGCUCUCGACUGUGAGAUGGUCUAUACGACCUCGGGGAUGUCCCUCGCUCGAUUGACCGUGAUCGACGCCACCGGAACCAUCAUACUGGACGAACACGUCCGACCCCAAGGCGCGAUCCUAGAUCUCAACACGCGAUUCUCCGGAGUCCAAGAAGGGGAUAUUGAGAAUGCUUCGUUGGAUGUGGUCGGGGUGAGGACGGCGUUGGGGAUCUUGAUCGAUCGGGAGACGGUGGUCGUUGGCCAUGGGUUGGAGAAUGAUUUGAAGGCGCUGAGAUGCGUGCAUAGGAAGGUGGUGGAUACGGCAAUUGUGAGUUGGGCCGACGAAAGAGUGGGAAAACCCACCUGCUUCGGGUGUUAGGUCGCUGACGAUAGAGACAACGUUCGACGACCCAUAGCUCUUCCCUCAUCCGAACGGUGGCACCUGGCGCCACAGUCUUCGGAACCUGACCAAGGACAUUCUCGGAAAGGUAGGCCCCGGAAGCUGUUCACUGCUGCAAAGACGUCCGUCUUUAGGAUCUGAAGCGGUGAAAUAUAUCCCCGACUGUUGUUACAGUUCAUCCAAGAUAGCGAUCCGGCUUUGGGGCAUUCGUCGGUCGAUGAUUCGAAAGCGGCUUUGGAGUUGGUGAGGUGGAAGGUAAAGGAACAGGCUCGGUUGGGGAAUUGA